Zingiber officinale is the source of this 2042-nucleotide messenger RNA. Its product is annotated as protein IQ-DOMAIN 19-like. The coding region runs from base 444 to 1646 and encodes 400 amino acids. NCBI's taxonomy places the organism in Eukaryota, Viridiplantae, Streptophyta, Magnoliopsida, Zingiberales, Zingiberaceae. The transcript is spliced from 5 exons. Gene Ontology annotation, molecular function: protein binding. The record is from RefSeq and is a predicted model, not a curated record.
CUAUCAGUAGAGGAACCAGAUUCAGAUAGUGAAAAAGGAGUGACACCCUGCUGAAGCUUUGAUGUCUGCGAAGCCAGUGAGUGAUGGGGAAGAACUUUGCGUGAGAUGCUGCCAACCCCAACUCGCAAUCGCUGGCCACCCACCACGUUCCCUGCUGCUUCCUUCACAUGGUCGUCCUCUGCCUCAUUCCUUGAUCCUCCUCCUCAGUUCACUGUUCAUUGAUCCUCCCCCGGCCCAUCGCUCGCUUGCUUCAGCUCUGCAGCAAGGAACCUGAAGAAACUCUUUUACAUUUGCCAGUAAAGAAUUCAAGAAUUGCGAUUGAAUCAACAAACAGAUCCCACCCUUGGAAAUAGAUAUAAAAGUGUCUCCCUUAUUCAUACCUUGUCUGCACCAGCUUUUUCCCACAUGCCAACGACUGUUGACUCCUCGUGGUAGAAGAGAGAAUGGGGAAGGCCGGCAAGUGGUUGAGGAGCUUCUUGACCGGUAAGAAGGAUGACAAGAAGGAGGCCUUCACUUCGCCAUUGCCAGCGCCGGAACCGGCACCGGCUACCAAAGAGAAGAAGCGAUGGAGCUUCCGGAGAUCGGGUGCAGCUGGUCGGAGCUCCAGUUCCUCGGAGCUCACCAUAAAUGCGCCGGUUCACCGGCUGUCGGAGGCCGAGAUCGAGCAGAAGAGGCACGCGAUGGCGAUCGCCGUGGCCACGGCUGCCGCGGCGGACGCUGCGGUGGCGGCUGCGCAGGCGGCCGCCGCGGUGGUACGCCUGAGCACCGCUUCUGCCCACCAAAAACCCACCACAGCGGAGGAAGAAGCCGCCGCCAUUAGGAUUCAAUCUGCUUUCCGAGGAUACCUGGCACGGAAAGCUCUGUGCGCAUUGAGAGGCCUGGUGAAGCUACAGGCUCUAGUGAGAGGCCAUCUUGUCCGGAAGCAAGCUGCCACCACUCUUCGUUGCAUGGAGGCUCUAAUUGCAGCCCAGGAGCGAGCUCGAGCACAAAGACUCAGAGCAACAGUAGAUUACCGUGACAUCCGAAGAAGAUCACCGAAGCACCCAAGAUCUAGACAUUCACAUGACAUGGAUCGAGGUACAGAGGAGAGCAUUAAGAUUGUAGAGAUGGACCUUGGUAUGUCAAGAAGCAGCACAAAGAGUGACACCAGGCUCUCAGGUUACUAUGGCCAUGGUCGGACUCCUUCCAAGGGAGAUCAGCAGCAACCGCAGUUCUCGCCGGCUCCGUCUGCCUUGACGGAGAUAAGCCCCAGGGCUCACAGUGGGCACUUCGAGGACUUCUCAUUUGCAACAGCACAGAACACUCCGCAUUACUUCUCUGCUAUAUCAGCGCCUGAUCCAAGGCAUUCCUAUGACUGCUCUUCCUUCCCCAACUACAUGGCCAACACCAAGUCCUCGAGAGCCAAGGUGCGGUCGCAGAGUGCCCCGCGACAGAGGGUGGACAUAAGCCGGUGGAGGCCGCCGCCGGUGGAAGGAUGGAACACUCUAAAGAGUGUGAAGAUGCAGCGAUCGUCCUCCCAUAUCAACGCCACAUCCAAUGGAUCUCUGUAUCAGUUUCCUUGGUCAGUGAAGUUGGAUAAGUCGAACAUGUCGCUUAAAGACAGUGAGUGCGGUUCGACGAGCACAGUGCUGACGAAUGCCAUCUAGUGCAGGAUUUCAGGUUCAGAGAAACAAGCACUGACGAGUUUUCUAACAAGUUUACUUGCAGCAUGGACCAUCACUGCAGUGUAAAUGUGAUCGAGUUUACAUGAUCGAAUUCAUGCUAUUCCUGAUUCAAGUGUGCUUCAUAUGUUUUCUUGUAGUCGCUAGCUGUGCUUUAUGCGCCUUCUUGCGGAAGCAGCUAUAUAUAUUGAGUAAGUCAGGCAAGAAGAAAAGAAACAUAUUCUAUACUUAAGGCUUGGGGCCUCGACGAUGUUUGUUUCAGAGUUCCAUGUUAGUUAUUCCUUCCAUUAUGGUUAUGGUUAAUCAAUUCUGUAAACUCACAUUGCGUAACACACAACUUCCUUCUUCAUGGAGGAGAUGAAUUCUCACUUGUCUCUUGAA